This is a messenger RNA of Gossypium raimondii (Peruvian cotton), 2292 nucleotides long. Its product is annotated as transcription factor TGA7. Gene Ontology annotation, biological process: DNA-templated transcription; regulation of DNA-templated transcription. Bases 398 to 1471 code for a protein of 357 amino acids. The transcript is spliced from 11 exons. The record is from RefSeq and is a predicted model, not a curated record. Gene Ontology annotation, molecular function: sequence-specific DNA binding; DNA-binding transcription factor activity. NCBI's taxonomy places the organism in Eukaryota, Viridiplantae, Streptophyta, Magnoliopsida, Malvales, Malvaceae.
AGACGUUAACCUUUGACUGUAGCGAUUGAGAGAAUAAAAAAAUUCACAUUUUUUUUCCUUUUUCUUUUUCUCAUCACUAUUUAUUAAGUGUUUCUGUCUGUGGGUUGAUUUUGAUUCUUUGUUUGAUUUCAAAGAGUGGUGAGCUUUUGAGUGUUCAUUUGGGCUUCUUUUUUUCUUUUUCUUUUUCUUUUUUAUUUCUAUUGAAGAACUUCAAGUUUUGGGAAGUUCAGUUGUUCCAUAAGGGUGAUUAAGUAGGAACUUCUUUUGUUUUUACUUGGUGGAUGAUUGUAAUUUUGGAGCAAUUUAAGAGCAUGAGUUGAAUGUAAAAGCCUUUUGUAUGACUGUAUCUUUUACAAGCCAUGGAGAUUUACCCUUAGACAGAGUUGUUUGAUAGAGUAUGAGCUCUCUGUCAACCGAACUUACGAGAAGGAAGGCAAUGUAUGAGCAACUCCACCAGAUAAACAAGUGGGGAGACACCUUCAACGGUGAAGACAGUCCAAAAACGGGAUCAUCGACAGUUUUACAAGUGGAUGUUAGGCUAGAAAACAAGGCCGAAUAUAUAUCUUCCGAGAAAACCGAACCUUCCAGAAGUGAUCAAGGAACAAAUAAGCCAACAGAUAAGAUACAGAGACGUCUGGCACAAAAUCGUGAAGCUGCUCGCAAAAGUCGUCUGCGGAAAAAGGCCUAUGUUCAACAAUUAGAAUCGAGUCGUUUGAAACUAGCUCAAUUGGAGCAAGAGCUCGAAAGAGCUAGGCAGCAGGGGCUAUACAUAAGCAGUGCAUCUACUGGUUAUUUUGGACUGUCUGCAGCUGCAAAUGCUGGUAUUACUGCUUUUGAGAUGGAAUAUGGGAACUGGGUUGAAGAGCAAAAUAAAAAGAUUUGUGAACUUAGAAGUGCUCUCCAAGCACACAUUACUGAUAUAGAGCUCCGCAUUCUGGUAGAAAAUAGCUUGAACCACUAUUGCAAUUUGUUCCACAUUAAAGCGGAUGCUGCAAAGGCAGACGUCUUCUAUUUGAUCUCAGGCAUUUGGAGAACUACAGCCGAGCGUUUUUUCCACUGGAUUGGAGGAUUCCGUCCAUCAGAACUCUUGAACGUUGUCAUGUCACAAAUUGAGCCUUUGACCGAUCAACAACAGUUGGAGGUUUAUAACCUUCAACAAUCUUCUCUACAAGCUGAAGAUGCUCUUUCUCAGGGAAUAGAUAGACUUCAGCAGAACUUAGCCGAGAGUGUAGCAACAGAUUUGAGUUCAGGAAACUACAGAGCUCAACUAGCUGCUGCAAUAGAUAAAUUGCAAGCCCUAGAGGGCUUUGUGAAGCAGGCUGAUCACCUUCGCCAGCAGACUUUGCAACAGAUGGCUCGAAUCUUAACAACCCGUCAAGCAGCUCGAGGUUUACUUGCUUUGGGGGAAUACUUCCAUCGUUUACGUGCUCUCAGUUCACUUUGGUCUGCACGCCCACGCGAACCUGCCUAAAUCUGAAGUGAAGAUAGAAACUUAGACUACCAUCAAUAUUAUAUCUAGGUUGUAGACGCCAGAAGUUUGUUCCUCAACCGGUAAGAAAAUCGUCUUUUGCAGGUCUUGUUGUAUGAAACAUCAAUAUAUAUAUAUAUAUAUAUAUAAGCUUAUAUUCUUCCUGAGCAUGAGACAUGUAAAUAUGAAUCCUUAUUGCUGUGUAUCAAGAAUAAUUUUAGGUCAGCAAAGUUAGAUUUUCUUGUUUUGUAUUUAUAUUGUUUGGAAGCCAAAGAAUUAUACUAGCAAGCUUGUGAGUACCUCAUUUUUUACCCUUCUUUUGAAUUGGAUCAAGAAAUUUAGCGUUUUAACCGUUAUUUUAUGAUUUUCUUUUUCAUUUUUUUUAUAUUCACAAUUGGUGCAAAGUAUUGAGAUGAAGAUUACAAGUGGAUUACACAGUUGUGUCGAGAGCUACUAGCAGUAUGUAGAAGUGCUUUAAAAGGCGGUAGUGCUUCAAUAGAUAAUGAAGGUAUUGUGAUGGAAGGAGCUUAUAUGCAGAGCUUGGUGCUUGGUGCUUGGUGCUUGGUGCUUGGUGCUUGGUGCAAGCCCUAUUGAACAAGUAGUGUCUUAUUGUGUCAAGUUGGCUAUUGAAUAAAUGUCCUAUUGUGUCAAGUUGAUCGUAAGAUCGUGAGGAGCAAUAUUAGGAUGAGAUGAGAUUUGAUGAUAACAUGUUUGGAACGUUGAAAUACAUUUGGUGAUGUUCUUUGUAUUCUCCUCCCAAUAUUUUGGGAUUUCUUUUUCUAUCAAAAUGGGCCCAAAGGUUACAACCUCAAUAUUAACAAGUA